UUUUUAAAACAUCUGUGUCUAUGGUGUGUAGGUACUACGUUUGGAAAGUAGCUUUCUAAAAUUUUGGUGUCUUGCUUGCUUUCGUAAUAAAUGAUAUAUGUUUUUAGAAUAUCUACAUUUCGUGUAACAAAUCGAGUGUAUAGUGUUAAACAUUUGAACUGGUGUUCCUAUCCAAUGGCGUAGCUAAUUAGAAAGCAACAUGGAAGCUCUGACAGUUCCGCCAUGAAUGCAAAAUAAAUAAAAUAGAAAUUGAAAAGGAGCUGCAAGUCAUCUAAGACAUAUAGAAGCCUCACAAUGUUGAGAGGUGGGCGCGGUGGUCGUCACAGUCCAGAGCUGUACCCCCACACUCUUAAGUGCUCCAACGCCAGUGAUACAAGCUCUGCAUACAGUGGCAGUGACACAAUGACAUCAGUUCACAGUUCCCUAGAUAUGGACAUGGAGGUAGACUUGUCAGGUCUCCUAGAAUCUAUAGUGGAUUCUGAUGAAGAGGAAGAUUUAGAAGAAAGUAUGGACAGUCUGACAGUUAGGGAUGCUGUCAGAGAAUGUCUUGAAAAGGAUCCUAGUGAAAGAACUGAAGAAGAUAUUGAGAUUCUUCUUGAAUUUACUCAACAUUUGAAAGCAUUUACAAACAUGACUUUGACUGUGCGUAGAGCACUGUGUGCUGUAAUGGUAUUUGCUGUUGUUGAAAAAGCUGAAACAAUUGUCAUGCAAGAUGGAGAAGAACAUGACUCAUGGUCAGUCUUAAUAAAUGGACAUGUUGGAAUUGAACAUUCAAAUGGUGAAGUAGAGUAUCUUAAUGUUGGUGAUAGUUUUGGAAUGGCUGAAGCCACACUGGAGAGACUAUACCACCGAGGAGUAAUGACUACUAGAUGUAAUGACUGCCAAUUUGUUUGUGUUACUCAAACUGAUUAUUAUCGAAUCUUGCAUCAAGGCCAGGAAAAUAUAAAGCGUCAUGAAAAUGAAAAUGGUGUAGUGGUACUGGUAACAGAAUAUAGGGGUGCCGCUGGAGAAACAGGUCAUCAAGAUGGACAAGUAGUUAUUAGAGGAACUCCAGAGCAGUUGAUGUUGCAGCUCAUUGAAGAUAACUCAAGAGACUCAACAUAUGUGGAAGAUUUUCUUUUGACUCAUAGGACUUUCAUUGAAAGUCAUUUAGUAGUUGCCAAACAGUUACUUGCCUGGUUCUCUGAACCAUCAGUCCGAGACAAAGUUACAAGAGUGGUUCUUUACUGGGUUAAUAAUCAUUUCACUGACUUUGAAACUGAUCCAAAUAUGAUGGAAUUUUUGGAGAACUUUGAAAUGGCUUUAGAACACGAGAAGAUGGAAAGUCAAUUGCGAUUGUUAAAUAUAGCUUGUUCGGCAAAGGCACGAACUAGAAGUGUCACUUUGUCACGCCCCACAAGAGAUGAACCAUUAAAUUUUACCAUCCUUGGAGGAUAUGAAAGAGGAUAUGGAAUAUUUGUUUUGAAAGUAGAGAAGCAUUCAAAAGCUGAAGAUGUUGGUCUUAAAAGAGGAGAUCAAAUAUUGGAAGUUAAUGGACAAUCAUUCCAACAUGUAAGCCAUGCAAAAGCUAUGGAAAUAAUAACAGGUUCAACACAUCUUAGCAUUACUGUCAAAAGUAAUUUCCUUGCUUUCAAGCAAAUGCUUCUUAUGCCAGAAAAUUCACCUAGACAAAGAGGAGCUACAAACAUGGCUAGGUGGCAAACAGACCCUAGAGCAAGACUAUCAACUGCUGAACUUUUAAGUGAUGAUCCAAUUACAUUUACACCAAUUUUUCAAUCUCCUACUAAAAAACCCCAGCAGAUAAUGAAAAAAGAACCACAAAAAGGAUUUAUGACAUUAGGCCCGAAAAGACUACACAAAGCUUUGAUGAAAAUGAAUAUACUACCCAAAAACACAAUCACAGAUGGCCUCCACAGUGAUGACAGUAUUUUGUCAAAUACAGAUUCAUUAAAUAAGGCUAAUACAAGCAAUUCUUUCUAUAGCUCCCACAGUAAUCCUGAUCUUAUCUCAAUUUGCUAUGAUGAUUAUCAGUCCUCUGAUUAUCCUGAACAUGUAUUAAAGGUAUACAGAGCUGAUCAAACCUGCAAAUAUUUACCGGCCCACAAGGAAACAACUGCUAGGGAAGUGGUUAUGUUAGCAUUACGUGAGUUUGGAAUAACUGAACCCAGUUCCAAUUUUUCCCUUUGUGAAGUUUCAGUUGCUCAGGGAGGAAUAAUUAAGCAACACCGACUUCCAGAUCAAUUACAGAACCUUGCUGAGAGAAUUGGGUUAAGCUCCAGAUAUUAUUUAAAAACAAAUGGUAUAAGUGAAACUUUAGUACCUGAUGAGAUGGCUCCAGAACUACUGAGAGAAAGUGUAGUCCAUUUUCUGCAGCUUAAUGCCGUUGAAGUGGCAGUUCAACUUACACUACAAGAUUUCUAUAUUUUCAGGCAAAUUGAGAGUACUGAAUAUGUAGAUGAUUUGUUUGGAUUAAAAAGUAGAUAUGGCACACCAAUGUUAUCACAAUUUGCAGGCUUAGUUAAUAAAGAAAUGUUUUGGGUUGUAACAGAAGUUGUAAAUGAGCAAAAUCUUGUGCGACGUUCAAGAAUAAUAAAACAAUUCAUUAAAGUUGCAAGACAUUGCAAGGAAUGCAAGAACUACAAUUCUAUGUUUGCAAUUAUAUCUGGCUUAGGCCAUGGGGCUGUAUCCAGAUUGCGAAUGACUUGGGAUAAAUUACCAACCAAAUACAGCAAACUUUUCUCUGACUUGCAAACUCUUAUGGAUCCAUCAAGGAAUAUGUCUAAAUAUAGACAGCUAUUAACUGCUGAACAAGGUAGAUCACCAGUUAUACCAUUUUAUCCUGUGGUAAGAAAAGAUUUAACAUUUAUUCAUGAAGGAAAUGACACAAAAGUAGAAGGUAUGGUUAAUUUUGAGAAAUUGCGUAUGAUAGCUAAAGAAGUAAAAACUCUUACAAACAUGUGCAGUGCACCAUAUGAUUUGCUAACAUUAUUGGAAUCAGGAAAACAACCACCAUCAAAUGCUAUGGUUGCUUUAAACCAGUUAACUACUGGUGUUCAGCAAGGCCAAGUAACAGUUAAAAGAAGAAAGAAAUCUUCCAAUGUACCUAAUCCUAAAAAAAUGUUUGAAGAAGCCCAAAUGGUUAGACGUGUAAAGGCAUAUUUAAACCGCAUGCAUGUUGAAACUGAUGAAGACAGGCUUCAUGCUUUGUCAUUGGAAUGUGAAGGUUCGGGACCCGCGCCUACUAUUCCUCGGCGUCGACACCCUUCACCAUCUUUAUCUACAACAAGCAGCGCAUCAUCAGCCAGUGAAAGUAAAAAGAGCUUUGGGGCAAAUAAAUUUGGAGCAGCAUCACCCCAAGCUGUAAGAAAACUUCUGGCUCUUUCUGAGCCUGCUAAAACACGACCUCACCAACCGAGACCUCCUCCGCCGGGACCCUCGCCUUGUACACAUCGGCGUGACGGUACUGUUCCAGGAAUUUGCUGUUCUCGAGCGGCACAUGAACGAUCACACUCAGAUACUCCAACACUGUUGCCAGUUGACCUGUCUGCUGAAAGUAGCAGUGUGACAUCUUUAGUAAACUUGCCAUUAAGAAAAACGGGUUCGGCGACUUCAAGUGACAGUGGGCAUGGGUCCUGUACGACAGCUAGCUGCGUGCGGCCGGUUCCGCCCCCGAGAAUGCCAUACACGUUGGCCGCUCAAGUUGCUCGCCUUGAGCGUUUAAGUCGAGCGCAUUCGCACGAAGGCGUGACCCGACCCUAUGAUUACUAUCAUGACACACCUGAUGACGAAGAUGAAGACCAACAGGUCUCUGCUGUUUAAAUACUCCCAUUUAUGUCUAAUUAUAUAGAUCAUUUUAAUAAUCUCACUUGACGACUAGAAAGCACGAGUUAUUAAUAUAUUAUUAUUUAAUAAAGUUCAUGUAUGUAUCCCUAAUAAGUAAGUUUAAAGACUGUCUUAUUUAAUGUUUAAAAUAUGUCCUAGUGUUAUAUAGUGUAAAAUUACACAUUAGCCAUGCCUUUAAUAUAUUAUUAUAGAUAUGUGACCCACCAUGUUCCAGUUAUGACUAGAAAUAUUAGAAAUGUACCAUUGUCGGUGGUAAUAUUAUAUUGCACCCUAAGUAGGUACAUUUACAUUCCGUUGUUUGUGUAUUGUGUGUAUAUUUUUUUUUUAUUAAUUUCGUAAUUUAACGCGCAACUUAGACCAAAUAAUAAUAAUUAAUGUACCUUUUAUUAAUGUUUAUAAUUCAAAUUGAUUUAAUUAAACAAUUCGGGAGUAAGAUCUACAAAAAUAAGUGUAACAUUAUAUAGCAUAUUGCAUUAGACGCGCUUUUUUACGCGAUUGACAUGCGGAUAUAUAAACUUGUAUCCCAAUAUCAACAAGGGAUUUAAAGGCAACGAAUUUGCAUAUAAACAUUGCUAAUAAUGUUGCAUAAUUAUUCAUGUCAUGUCUUUCUUCACUAUUGUAUCAUAGAAAGUUUUUGGUAGCUUUGUGGACCAAUUUUAAUUUUAUUGAAUAUUAUUAUUUCUUAUUGUAGCAAUUGAUAAUGUUUAUAUCAUGAUUUAAAUUCUAAAUGUAAAUAAUAAAACUACAUGAUAACAUUAUUUUAUCAAAUAUUUAUUUAAAUAGCCUUAAUGUAAUAUUUAACAUGAUUCAUCUUUGAAUAUUUUCAUAUCAUAAAGAAUAAAGUAAUUUUUAGUUUAAGUGUCUGCUUGCUGCAUAACUCAAAAGUUAAACAAAUUGUCUGAAUUGAGCUAAAUAAUCUAGUUCAAGUGGGUGAAGGUUCGGAGCUGGAAUCACCAAGCUGUGUAAAGGUGGCCCUAGUUCAUAAUUUUGCAUUUCUUCCAAACUCAUUGCUGCUAUUCUUUGAUCUGGAGCUCCCACUCUCGAUAAGCCAACAGCUAAACUAUCUUUAGUUAUACCUGCACCAAUAGAAUAUGUACACAAUUAAACAUGAUUACUGAAAAUUUAAACAUUUUAUUUUUUAAGAGAAAGGGAAAAAAAGUUUUGACAUUCAUCAAAUAUGUAUCAUGUAAUUUACUUUUAAGAUAAGUUAUUUAUUAAAUAUCAUGAAGAAGCAUUAAAGUUGAUCGGAAAAAUAUUAAAAAAAAUUCAUUCACAUAUCUUUAUGGGUUCAUGCAAGUUUUAUUUUAGUGUAAACAAAUAUAAAUAGAUAAUAAUGUCAAUCAGUUCAAAAAUUGAGCCAUUCUGAUUAUGUACAUACUGAAGCUUUAUAAAUUUCAUUCAAGUUUAUCUGACCUUCUCCAAGUCUGAAUUAAUUUUGAUAAGGUAAAUAUCACUAGUUUAGAUAAAUAGUUAAAAUUGUAUCAGUGACUACUUAUUUAUUAUUGUCUAAAAAUAAAUAUUUUCACUAAUAUUCUUUAAUAUUAACAUACUUGAUGUAUGGUUCACUUUCUUAUGAAUUAAAUUUAUAGUCCUUGAUAUGUAUAGUCUCUAUUAAAAAAAGUAUGAUAACAA
Colias croceus (clouded yellow) is the source of this 5475-nucleotide messenger RNA. RefSeq names its product rap guanine nucleotide exchange factor 2 (gene PDZ-GEF). NCBI's taxonomy places the organism in Eukaryota, Metazoa, Arthropoda, Insecta, Lepidoptera, Pieridae. The record is from RefSeq and is a predicted model, not a curated record. Bases 295 to 3819 code for a protein of 1174 amino acids. The transcript is spliced from 2 exons. Gene Ontology annotation, molecular function: guanyl-nucleotide exchange factor activity; protein binding. Gene Ontology annotation, biological process: Ras protein signal transduction; positive regulation of GTPase activity. Gene Ontology annotation, cellular component: apical plasma membrane; plasma membrane.